AUGGUUGUAGGAUUGUUCAAAAAUCAGCAAUGGGACAAUUCAAUAAGAAGUCUUGAAGAAAUUGAUAAAACAUUAAAAGCACUCGGUUCUAAUUCACGAUUUCAUAAGAUUUAUGUUAGAACAAUGAUCGAAAUUAUAUUCUUUUUAACAUAUUUAAUCCUUAUGACAUCAUUCGAUGUAUAUUUUACUAAUGUAGUUUUGGAUGAAAAUGAGACAAGCAGAUUAUUAACCCUUUUCUUUGCUGCUUCUCAUAUAUACGGUGAAGUAAUUGCUAUUACUGUUAUUUUGGAAUUUUUAACUGUAGUAAGAUGUAUUAAAUCGGAAUUGGAACGUUCUAAUGAUCUUUUAAGUGAUAUUAAUAUUUUACCACGUUCAUCAAUAGCAUUGGAAUUAAUUAAAUAUUAUCAUAGACUUGUGCUCAAUCAAUUGUCAUCUAUUCCACAUUUUGUCAUAAGUACUAUUUUUAAAGUGAUCUUUAUUAAUUAUACUUGUGACGAGACUACACAAAAGAUGGAAAAAGUCAACGAAAUUAUUUAUACGUUUUAUGCUGAAAGUACGGAUCAUAUGAUACAACAAGAGGUGAAAAUGUUCACAUUGCAAACAGCACAUUGUCAAUCAACUAUUACUCUUAUUGUAACUAUUGUUAUUGAUUUUUCAUUUGUAUUUUGGGUUAGAUAUAUAGGGAUCAAAUUUAACGAAUUGAAUGGCAUACUUGAAAAUAUGUUAACAACAACUAUCGAUUUACCACAACACAAAAAAGUUGUUCGUAUGAAAGAUAAUUGGGAAGAUGAUUUAUCUUUAUCUAUUAUUUAUCAUAUGUACAAAGCUAAUGAAAAUUAUAUUAAAUUAAACAAAAUACGUGAUUUUAUGUUUCAAUUAUUAGAAAAUCGUUUGACAUUUACCAUCUGUGGAUUUUUCGAAUUGAAUCAUACAUUUUUAUACAGCAUUCGUGAUUUUAUUAUACAACUUAUACAAAAUCCACUAUCAUUGACAACCUGUGGAUUUUUUAGUCUCGAUCAUACUUUGAUUAGUAACGUAAUCAGUACUGUCACAACUUAUCUAGUUAUUUUAAUUCAAGUUGGUAACGUACCAGCACAAUUUUAUCCAAAUUCAACGAUAUUAACAACUGAUUUGUAA
This is a messenger RNA of Polistes dominula (European paper wasp), 1137 nucleotides long. RefSeq lists its product as uncharacterized. Gene Ontology annotation, biological process: male courtship behavior; sensory perception of taste; chemosensory behavior. The record is from RefSeq and is a predicted model, not a curated record. Gene Ontology annotation, cellular component: membrane; neuronal cell body; dendrite. Lineage: Eukaryota; Metazoa; Arthropoda; Insecta; Hymenoptera; Vespidae.